UGCGGAAGAAGCGACAGUUUAUACUUUUUUUCCUCCAUGCUUGUGAAGUACGAAGAGACGUUAUACGACUUGUGUAAAUGGUCGACUGGGGUUAUUGAUUACAGACCGUCUUCUCAUUGAAAGCUGAUUUACAGCAGAGGAGCCUCGAUGAGGAAACAGCGUAAGAAAUAACCCCAAGUCCCUUGUGGCGACAGCAACAGCUCCUCUCUGCCGGUUAUUGAAGCGCUAGCGAAGCGGAGGGGGAAAGGGCAGUAACGGUUCUCGCCUGAAGCGUGCACAGUGGACACAGUAGGUCUAUGAGCGGGUGAAUCAUGAGAUUGACAGCUCCCCUUAGAGCUGUGGCCGUGCUGCUGUUGGUGGGGCUCACCUGGCUCUUAGUAAACACGUUAUUUGGAGGGGCGAGUGGAUCAUCUGUGCGACAUUUCUUCAGUGGUGCAAGCGAGAAACCAACAGUUGCUGAAACCCGCCCUCGACGGUAUAAAUGUGGACUUUCAGCUCCCUGUCCCGCAAAACAUCUGGCGUUCCGCUUGGUGUCUGGUGCGGCCAACGUCAUCGGGCCCAAGAUCUGCCUGGAGGACAAGAUGUUAAUGAGCAGUGUGAAGAACAAUGUUGGUAGAGGACUCAAUAUAGCUUUGGUGAAUGGGGUGAAUGGAGAGCUCUUGGAUUCAAAGCCCUUUGAUAUGUGGGCAGGAGAUAUUUCUGACCUGUUGAAGUUUCUCCGGCCGCUCCAUGAAGGAACACUCGUGUUUGUGGCUUCCUUUGAUGACGCAGCGACAAAGAUGAACGACGAGUCUCGACGACUGUUUGAUGAUCUUGGGAGCACAGCAGUGAAGGAGCUGGCCUUCAGGGACAGCUGGGUGUUUGUUGGAGCCAAGGGCAUCGAGAACAAGAGUCCCUUUGAGCAGCGUAUGAAGAACAGUAAGAGCAGCAACAAGUAUGAAGGCUGGCCUGAGUCUCUGGAGAUGGAUGGCUGUAUUCCUCUGCGGCCACCCCUGGAAGGAUAGCUCCGCCUGCUACUCGCUCGCACACAGUGCCGUCACACCGGAGGUGGCACCAGUGGCUCCAAAUGAAUGUUGAAAAAGACAGGAAUGGCUGAAUGACACAAAUCUCCCACGAUCUGGGCCACAAACGACAUUUGAUUUCCCCUCGUGGCAGGAGUUAACUACGGAUAUUUUUGGUAAUUAAUGUAUUUAAGAAUGCUGUAACUUGUUAUAAAGGAUCUGUGCAUUAAGCUUUGUGAGCCAUUUUUGAGCAGACAUAAUAUUGUAGAAACAAGCAAAUUGUUUCUGUCAGGUGACGAGAAACUUGAUUGGCCAAAUGUUUGAUGACCAAAGUUGAUCAGUGACUAGUGAAUGAAUGCAGCUGGAGUAGGUCUUCCAAAGCCUUUGUGGGAAAUGGAAAUGCUUCCUCUCUGCACGACUGUCUGUCUGAGGUGUCAAUCUGCAGGCAAAAUGCACACCUGACUGGAAACCUAAUCCAAGUUUUGAGGUACAGUAAUAGUUUAAAUGUUGACCAAGCACCAGGUCUUUGGUAGUUUUUAAUCCGUUGAUAUACUUUCACUGAACUUUGGGUAGUGACCGAAAGAACGAGGUCGCGAAUACAAGCGGCCGAAAUGAGUUUCCUCCGUAGGGUGGCCGGGCUCAGCCUUAGAGAUAGGGUAAGGAGCUCGGACAUCAGGGGGGAGCUUGGAGUCGAGCCGCUACUCCUUCGCAUCGAAAGGAGUCAGCUGAGGUGGUUCGGGCAUCUGAUUCGGACGCCUCCUGGACGCCUCCCGUUAGAGGUUUUCCAGGCACGUCCAACUGAGAGGAGACCCCGGGGAAGACCCAGGACACGCUGGAGAGAUUAUAUCUCCCGGCUGGCCUGGGAACGCCUCGGGAUCCCCCAGAAUGAGCUGGAAAGUGUCGCGGGCGAGAGGGAAGUCUGGGUCGACCUGCUGGGUCUGCUGCCCCCGCGACCCGACCCCGGAAUAAGCGGAUGAGGAUGGAUGGAUGGAUACUUUCACUGUGUGACACAUAUUGUUAUGUCUAGUUUGUUUUAGCUGCCAUUGCUUCCUUAGAACUUGAUGCACUCAGUUAUUGCUUACUCCAUGUUUACAUUUCAUAUUACUCUGAUGAAACUAUUUAUUUGAAUACUUUUAGAAAACACAAGUCAUCGUGUAGGUUCAACAUAACACUGCCCAUGGAUAUAAUGUUGUCUCAGGCCUGCAAGCAAUCUUCCAACCCGAGUGCUUUGUUUAAAGAUUCAACCUGUGUGGGUGGUUGUGUAUGUUGUUUAGUGUAUCUGUCUGAUGACCUCUUGCCCGCCAAACAAUGAAGGAAAUAUAUAUAUACAAAUACAAUAUUUUACUAGAUUGUUAGAUGUUAGUUCUUGUGGCCUUUGUUUUAUGUUGCCUACGUGUAAAGAUUUGUAUACAAGGCCCCACCGUCAGUCUUUAUAAUGUGACAAUAAUUAUGAAUAAAACGCUUCGAAUGUU
Molecule: messenger RNA, 2473 nt
Organism: Pseudoliparis swirei
Lineage: Eukaryota; Metazoa; Chordata; Actinopteri; Perciformes; Liparidae
Gene: fam3a
Product: FAM3 metabolism regulating signaling molecule A
Exons: 10
Coding region: 312-1004 (230 amino acids)
Source: RefSeq, a predicted model, not a curated record